AUGCCGCCGCGCAAGCGCCCCCUAGAACCGUCCUCGGGCAUGCCACCACCACCGGACGUCAAGCCCGUCAUCCCCGCGGCGAAGCCCGCCGCCGCUCCCGUCCCCGCCGCCGACGCGCCGGAGAUACCGCCCAUCUCCGCCGCCAUCCUCAACAACCUGCCCCCGUCGGAGCGCGACGUCUACAAGCGCGUCUACCUGGCGGGCAACAAGGGCAUGUGGAGCCAGGACCUGCGGCGCGCGACGCAGCUGACCACGGCCAGCCUCAGCAAGUCCACGCGCGCGCUGGUCCAGCGGGGCAUCCUCAAGGAGGUCACGGACGUGCGCCACCGCGCCAAGAAGGUGUUCAUGGACGCGCGCAUCGAGCCCGCGCCGGAGAUCACCGGCGGCACCUGGUACCACAACGGCCAGCUCGACACCGACGCCGUCGCCGCCGUGCGCCGCAGGUGCCUCGACCAGGUCGACAGGCUCGGCGCCGCCACCCCGGACAUGGUCCACAAGGGCGUCGAGCGGGACGACCCCAGGGCCGGGUACACCAUCGACCAGAUCAGGGACAUCCUGCAGACCAUGGCGCUCGACAGGGUGCUGGAGGAGCGCAAGAGCACUGGGGAGGGGGAGUUUAGCGCGGUCAGGGCCGGAAGGGUGUGCUACCGGAGGGGCGGCGCGCCACAGGGCGGUAUGAUGGAGGGGAUCCCCUGCGGGGUUUGCCCCAGGAUGGACGAGUGUUCGCCGGAUGGCGUCAUCUCGCCGACCACCUGCGUCUACUACAAGAAGUGGCUGCAGAUGGACUUCUAGGCGUGCGGAUAAUCACCUGGGAAUUAUCAAAUGAGCGAGCAGGU
Messenger RNA from Lolium rigidum, 836 nucleotides. Its product is annotated as DNA-directed RNA polymerase III subunit rpc6-like. The coding region runs from base 1 to 792 and encodes 263 amino acids. The record is from RefSeq and is a predicted model, not a curated record. Gene Ontology annotation, biological process: transcription by RNA polymerase III. The transcript has 2 exons. Gene Ontology annotation, cellular component: RNA polymerase III complex. NCBI's taxonomy places the organism in Eukaryota, Viridiplantae, Streptophyta, Magnoliopsida, Poales, Poaceae.